AUUACAGUGGGCGUUUGGAAAGCAGGCUCUGAACAUUAUCCACAGAGAAAGGGGGUGGAGGGUAGGGAGUGGAGAGAGGCACAAGCUGCUGCGAGAGGAGCCCGGCGAUUGCGCGCUGCUGCGAAGUGUUUUGCAGCCUAGGGGGACGCGCACGCACACUCCCUCGUUGGCGCUCUAGUGCACAGGGCUCUUCCUUGCAAAGUUUCGCCUGCCAUCAUACGCCAGGAUUUUCCUGCUCCGCUCCGCUCCUGCAACCUUGAACUUUGGCAACGUGGUUGACAGUACCGUGGUGUAUCAACCCGCUAACAGCUUCGCCAAAGCAAUUGAAAAUCGGGGAGAAGGGGGAAAAAAGGCAACGCGAAGGAGGAAAAAAGUCCUGCUCCCCCCUUAACUCCCUGCAUUCCAUUCACUCCCCCGUUCCUCCUCCUCCUCCUCCCGCCCCAAUCCACCAACAGCAACUGGAAAGCAGCAAGACAGCCGCCGAGAACAAGAGGGUUAAAAGUGUAGAUUGGAUUUCACCCCGGGAAAUCUAGCGCUCGGAGUGAACUUGAAUCUUUGGCUAUUUAAGGAGGACUUGGGUUUGUUGCGAAGUUGUGGAGAUCCGAGGCAGAGCUCGCUCCUGAUUAGAUUCAUCUUUUCUUUAGCCUCCGAUGACUGUAAAAUGAAUAGAUGAAACCGUUGCUCUUUUGAUACUUUUCUCUCCGCAAGAAGUGCAUUCUCAGAGCGAAGUCAUGAUGUAUUCUCCCAUCUGUCUCACUCAGGAUGAAUUUCACCCAUUCAUCGAAGCACUUCUUCCGCAUGUCCGUGCAAUUGCCUAUACUUGGUUCAACCUUCAGGCUCGAAAACGCAAGUACUUUAAAAAACAUGAAAAGCGAAUGUCAAAGGAUGAGGAAAGAGCAGUUAAGGAUGAGCUACUUAGUGAAAAGCCUGAAAUUAAACAGAAGUGGGCAUCCAGGCUUCUAGCCAAGCUGCGCAAAGAUAUCCGCCAAGAGUAUCGGGAGGAUUUUGUGCUCACUGUUACUGGGAAGAAGCACCCAUGCUGUGUAUUGUCCAAUCCUGACCAGAAGGGUAAGAUUAGGAGAAUCGACUGCCUACGGCAGGCAGACAAAGUCUGGCGUCUGGAUCUAGUCAUGGUGAUCCUCUUCAAAGGUAUCCCCUUGGAAAGUACGGAUGGAGAACGGCUCAUGAAAUCCCCUCACUGCACAAAUCCAGCACUUUGUGUUCAGCCACAUCACAUAACAGUAUCAGUCAAGGAGCUUGAUUUGUUUCUGGCAUACUAUGUGCAGGAUCAAGAUUCUGGACAAUCAGGAAGUCCAAGCCACAAUGAUCCUGCCAAGAAUCCACCAGUGUAUCUUGAGGAUAGUUUUGUAAAAUCUGGCGUCUUCAAUGUAUCAGAACUGGUGCGGGUGUCUAGAACACCUAUAACCCAGGGAGCUGGUGUAAACUUCCCCAUUGGAGAACUUCCAAGUCAACCAUACUAUCAUGAUAUGAACUCGGGUGUAAACUUACAGAGAUCACUAUCUUCCCCACCAACCAGUAAGAGACCCAAAACUAUAUCCAUAGAUGAGAAUAUGGAACCAAGCCCAACAGGGGACUUUUAUCCUUCCCCAAAUUCACCAGCUGCUGGGAGUAGAACAUGGCAUGAAAGAGAUCAAGAUAUGUCUUCCCCUACAAUGAAGAAACCUGAAAAGCCUUUGUUUAGCACUACAUCUCCCCAGGAUUCUUCACCAAGACUGACCACUUUUCAGCAUCAUCAUCCAGGGAUCCCAGGAGUUGCACACAGUGUCAUCUCAACUAGAACUCCACCUCCACCUUCACCAUUGCCAUUUCCACCACAAGCAAUUCUCCCUCCUGCCCCAUCUAGCUACUUCUCUCACCCAACAAUCCGAUAUCCUCCUCACCUGAAUCCUCAGGAUACUCUGAAGAAUUAUUCUUAUGACCCGUCCAGUCCACAAACCAGCCAGCCUAACAGCAGUGGUCAAGUAGUAGGGAAAAUGCCUGGCCAUUUUACUCCAGUUUUGGCACCCUCUCCCCAUCACAGUGCGGUGCGACCUGUGACCCUGACCAUGACAGAUACUAAACCCAUCACUACAUCCACUGAAGGUGAGGCAUCUUCACCUACAGCAACCACCUACACAGCCUCAGGCACAUCCCAAGCCAAUCGAUAUGUGGGACUAAGUCCAAGAGACCCUUCCUUCCUACACCAGCAACAGCUGAGGAUUUGUGACUGGACCAUGAAUCAAAACGGCAGGCAUUUAUACCCCAGUGCCAAUGAGGAUACAUUGGGAAUUACUUGGCAAAGUCCUGGUACCUGGGCUAGCUUGGUCCCUUUUCAAGUAUCAAACAGGACACCAAUCCUGCCCACAAAUGUCCAAAAUUAUGGUUUGAACCUAAUUGGAGAACCUUUCCUUCAAGCAGAAACAAGCAACUGAGGGAGAUCGAAACUGAACAAAAUGUUAUAAAAGAAAGGAAGACGGGACAAAAAAAAUGAAGAAAGAAGAAACAUAGACCAGCAAUUGCAGCACUUACAAUCACUAAUUCCCUUAAGGUUGAAACUGUAAUGGUGUUUUUUUUUUUUUUUUUAAAGAAGACGAAGAAGAAGGGUCGACAAUAUUUCACUGAAGAGUAGAAAGAUGCUCCUCUUAAGUAGCCUUUGUUCUAUGAAAUCCACUGGGAAAUAGAUGUUCUGUCUCUGACAAUAUAUUUUGACUGACUUUCUAGAUGCCUUAAUAUUUGCAUGAUAAGCUAGUUUAUCGGUUUAGUAUUCUUGUUGUUUACGCAUGGGAUCACUAUUCCUAGUUAGCUCUCAAAACAAAGGCUAGGAGGCAUCCACAGAGCUGCAUAAGAAAGAGGGCCAUGGGCCAGCUUUUCACAGCACUCUGGUUUUGAAAUAUUUUUAAGGAAACAACAACAGCAAAUCAAUUUAAUCUUUAGUUAUCAACCCAAAUUUAUUUAACUUUGGCCCUUAACCCAACCUUUUCCUUGUGUGUUACCCAGUUUAAAUUUUUCAGGAAAUCAUUUAAACAAACAGGCAUGUUAAAGAAUCAAUGCCUCACUUUAGGUUUAAAAGAAGUGUUAUCUUCUCAUAUGACAGUAAAAACAAAAAGAGAAAGACACUAAAAAUAAUUUCCCCCACUGAGGAAAAACACUUAGAGGCAAGUGCAAUUUAAAAACUAUAUCUAAAGGGGAUCAUUGUUAUAAGUCCUUUAGCCCUUGGACUCUAAAUUGAGGGGAUUAAAAAGAAGAAUUUCAAAAGUAUUUCGAACAAAUUUAUUUUCCCCUCAGUUGUAAAAGGGGAGGGGCAUUAAAAGGCAUUCAUUAAAUCAAGACAGAUCAUGUACUUGAGAAAAAGAAAUUAAUUGAAACACAGCACUUAUGUUGAAUUAGCUUCUGCCUCUGUUGAGGUAUCUUAUUUAUUUAAAGUUACUGGCUGGAUCAAGAACCCAUAGAGAAUAGGAAAGGUUCUAUAAAACCUUAAUCACAGAGACGGAGAGAGGUAAAUCCAUGUCACAGGGGCAAAGCUUACAGUUUACAAAUGGGAAUGCCAGGUUGUUGGGUUGAGGGAAUUGAAAUAUAUUUUUAAAAAAUGCACUCUUUUAAAAAGCCUAAUGACAGGGUGCUGAAAACUUGCAUGGUGCUCUCAGAAAUUAGCCUUGUUUGACAGUUUUUUCGCAAUGACAGUAAUGUGCAUGGGCAGAUACAUUUUGCCUCGAUGUCUCUAUAAAAAAUUAAUUAAAACGACUCUAUCCAGUAAUCCUAAUUUGCACGAAGUUAUAAUGUCCACAUAACGUGCCUUGCCUUGAAAUCUAAAAAGUGACAUCACUACACUUGUUUUGCUGCAUUUAUUAUCAUUUUAAAUCUUUACCAUUUUUAUGACAAAAUAUUUUGUACUCCAGAUGGGAAAACAAAAAAAGUGACAUCAUGGAUUUUUUAAGCAGUAUAACUUUAUCUCACAUUUAUAAAGCAUAUCAUGGCUGUGUAUAGUUGCCGCUUAAAAAUUGUAAUCGACCAGCAAUAUUUUCAGUAUUUUGGUGUUUUUUCUAUUAAUCUUUCAUGUUUUUCAUCUUCCAAUUAAUAUUGGGGGGAGGGGAUUCAAAUUUAUACGAAUUAUGCAAUACCAAGUUUUGCCUAUGUAGGUAGUGCUUUUAGCUGUAUUGGUUAUUAUAGGUAAGUACACAGAUUUAAAAGACAAAAGAUUAAUGUAUGCUUUUUGUUUGUUUGUCUGUUUGUUUGUUUUAAUUGACCAAAGUGGGUACUGCUAUUUUUGCAGUGUGAUGAGGUCCUUUUGUGUACUAAGAGAUGGACAGGGGAUUUUUUUUUUAUACAUGCAUAUAUCUAUAUAUUCUGGGGUGGGUGGGAAGUAUUUUUAACACUUGACAGUGUAGCUGUGAAGCAGUGCACCAUUGGCUGGGUGAGGGCUACAAAGCGACUCUUCUGCCUACUGUGAUAAAAAUCUCAAAAAGGUGUCCUCUUUUUAACUUUCCACCUGGGGUGCAAGCUGAACUCAUUUCUGGUUUUAAAUAAUGAUGAUGAUGAUGAUGAUGAUAAUGAUGAUGAUGAUGAUUGAGAAAUAAAUAAAAUAAAUAAAGGAUUCUGUUGGAGGCAGACUUGGCUUGAGGAAAAAAAAAUACUCUUUUUCAAUUUGAGACAUCAAAACCCACAGAGAAUAAUAGCCCUUUUGAAUUUUGCAAAGGUAUCUCAUCCUAGGCUAUGGUAUAAAAGCAUAUUUUAAGGAACGGGGAAUCAGAUGCACAGUAUAUAUAUGCUAAUAAGAUUUUUGUCCUCUGAAGGCAUCUUAGCUCCCCCCUUGUAGAUUCAACACAAAGUUUCCAAAUACAAAAUGCCUAUGUGCUGUGUCAUUUGUGGGGGCUUUCUCUAAGAACCGCACUAUAUGCUACAGUACUCACAGGGAAAGCAGCCAGCUCUGCUUCCUUAGGACCUUGAAGAGCUCCCCACCCUGCCAACAGGAAGGGUGUCUACGUGACCCUUUCCUCCUCAGAAAGAGCUAGUGCUUGAAGCUUGUUCCACGGGGCUCUCCCCCGUGGUGCGUUCCUGGCUUUGGCAGUAAUGGAAGCAGAGAGCCAGCGCUUCAGUCCUUUCUUACCUGGCUUGCCUGUCGCAACAGUUGGGCUGUAUCAACUACCUAAGUAGAGCAGACUCUUUCCCAUGUGACUAAUUGUAAGAUGCAGCUGAAAGUGAGGAAAGGAAAACACAGGCCUUACUCUGUGUUUUUAAAAGCAAAGCCCUGUGCAGUAGUUAAUAUCCUACAUAUGGGAUAUUGUUAGGGUCACUGCAAUAUUAGUGCUCCUCUGUGUGCCGGGUGACCACACAGUGCCCAUGACCAGGGGCAGGAAAGCAAGCCCAUGUGAUUAUAAACUGCUUCCCCAAUAGAAAAACAGUGUUCAUACUGGUCUAAUGUGCAUGUUUUUCAUAGCUGGCACAGCAUUGUUCAUUUUGGCCUUGGGUACCUGUACCUGCAAACAGUAUUAAAUUGAGAGGUUGCGCAGAGACUUGUAUGCUGAGGCACAAUUUUUAUCUGCCACUGGGUUCAGCACAUGUUCGCAGGCUGGCAGUUUGAACUAUAAUAAAAUGAUGAAGAAAUGAUCCCUUCAAAUAUAUCCUCCUCGAAAACAAAAUUAUUAGGAAGAAGAGCAUUCUGAAAUUAUAAAGCCCUCAGAGCCAUGGGGAUGCUCAUGACAGGCUAUUUCAUGGGAAUCUUGAUGUUCACCAUUUUACUCUUCCACAGCUGUGCCAGGAACCACCACUGAAAUUGCCCUGAAUUUUGAAAGGCAGCUUGAUGCACAGUGUUUGUGGCUGCGUGAUCCUUUGGACUGUAGCCUUCAUCUCUAUGAGUUACCACUUGAAUAAUUACUGCUGGUCUUUGCUGCAGUCAUCUUUUUUUUCUGAAACAUCUUCAGAGUGGCAACGAACAUAAGCAGCAGCAUGGGCAUAGUCUUUCUGUAGGGCCUGCCUGGACUUCGAAUUUGGGGGCUGCAUCAACAGAACAUUUUCUAAAUGUGUUGCACCUGCAAGCCCACAUGGAAGUUCCAAAGUUGUAGGCAGAUUUUUUGAGGGUGGAGGUAAGGUUUGUUUUUAAUGAAACCAGCUAUGUGUUGGUUCUUCUUUUCUGAGUCUUAAGGCAAAUGAAUUAACUCAAAAAAUGCAUGGCUGUUGGGAAAUAACUGAAAUGUACAAGCAGCUCUCCUUGGGAAUCACUUAAUAAUGUGCAGGAAUGGACUGUGUGAUCCAAGUUGACUGGAGGACAACAUUUGUGCAGACGUUCAGCAGGAUGCUUCUAUAAUAUGGGACAGUGUGACAGGAUGAAACGAAGAUGAGUUCAGACUUUAAAGUGCAAUAGUUUAAAUGAUCCCUUGAGAGGGCAUAGUCUCACCUGAACUUUUUCAGAUAAUCCUUGUCUAUUGUGUGAAUGGAUUUCCACAGACACUUAAAUAGGGAAGACAUUCUUAUUUAUCAAGGGCUAAAUUGCUCUGUGAUUUCCCCCCCUGUGAUCCAGGCAUUCGUCUUGACCGCACUGACGUACCAGUUAAGUACUCUCAGGGCAAGAGAUCUCUGUGGGUUUUUCUGCCUUCAUUUUUAAUAUCAAGGCCCAUCAGAAUGAUACCUGCUGUUCCUAACUUUUCUCAAAGCUGAGAAUUCUAGCAUGAAACGUUGCAAACUCAAAUCUAGUCUGAACCUCCUCCUUCAUCAGGAAGUAUAUUCUGACUAAAUCGAGCCACCCCGUUCUAUGUGCACUGUUCUGCCUUUAUUCAGUUGCUUUGCAGCCCUGGCCUCUUGGCAGUGCCACUGAAGUGUGUUUUCCCCUAGAAUGACAGGAACGUUUGAGGCUUGACUAAGGAAAAAAAGGCAGUGAAGGAGACUGUACAUAAAGACAUGGCAAAAUAUUAAAUAUAGCAAUAUAGUUGUGCGUUCAGGUGGGCAGCUCCAUUUAAAAUAUGUGAAUGAACCUGUGAAGCUGCAGAUAGAGAAGAACAGAGAAUCUUCUUAAUGAACCCACCUACCUUGUAGACAGUAAUUUGUACACUGUAUAGUUUUGUUAAGAUUUUUUUUAAAGCACCCUCGUUUGUAAAGCUAAUUUUUAGCAAUUAUAAUGGAAAUGUGUGUCAUUUCCACUUUUAAAGUAAACAAGAAUAUUCCUUGUUUGGAAACUGGACUUGAGUUAAAACUCUCCAGUUUCUUAAUUUAUGUAUUAAAACAAAACAAAAAAAAUCUGUCCAUGUUAGGAGAUAUUUCACUAUGCUUGAAAAGCAUAGAUUACUAAUCCUUUUAAAAGAAAUUGUAAAUGGAGAAAAGUUAUAUUUUAUGAAGGUUAUUUUGUUGUAUUUAGUAUUGGAAAAGUUGGGUUUUGGAGCAUUUCAGAAUGUUGGAAGCACCACUGUCUUUUUUUAUUAGUAUAUAAUGGCCUUUAGCAAAAGUUUUUUGUGAUUGUUACAUGAUGGUAUUUAAGAGUAGGUCCACAGAGCAUUCACGACAGACAGAAAACUAAAACAGUACUUAUGUCUCACAUAGCUUGUGUCCUCAGGGAGCAGAAGUUUGGAUUUGCAACUAAGAGCUUCAUAAGGACUUAUUGAAUGAGAUUGCACAAGGACAUACUGAGCUUUGUCAGCGGAGUAUGACCUGUACCUAAAAAAAAUACUCUAAAUUUGUGUACUAUGUGAGAUGGUGAAGGCUGCAGAAAGUUAUCCCAUAUUCAAUGUACAGUAUUCACAAUUAAAGAAAUGAGUCUACAACGUUGCUGGCAGUAAUGCCUUAAGCAUGACAUUGAAUAUAGUUUACAUGUUUCUGUCAAGGUCUUUUGUUAACAUUUACCAGCUGCAUGCUUCCUAGGCUCUUACUUUAUUGGGUUUCUAAAGAAAAUGCUAAAAAAGAAAUACAAUGCAUUGCAGACUAAUCAUGUUGAACAGCGAAAGCUCAAAAUUGAAUGUCCUACUCCAUGCUGAAGGAGCUGAAACCUGCCUCCUUCAUAUUUGCACUUUCUGAUAGUUCCCCUGUUUUUCUAUUUCCUCAAAAUUGUGUGGGUGUGUUGGAGCACCACAGUUGGAGGAUAACAUGGACCACUGGGUUUGCCCUUUGACCCUGCACAAUGACCUUUGCAUCAGCCAAACUUAUUGCCAUGACAACUCUUGUACUGUUUCCAUGCCACAGCUCUAUUAGUCACAUUUGUUAAUAGUAAAGGGGACAAAGUAGGAGACGGUCAAUUUAUACAUUUUGUGUUGCAAUUUUUUUCUUCAAUGGUUGUAAGUAGUUUUUUUAUAUAUAUAAUAAAAGGGUUCACUAGUUA
Varanus komodoensis (Komodo dragon) is the source of this 8299-nucleotide messenger RNA. RefSeq names its product nuclear factor I B (gene NFIB). Gene Ontology annotation, molecular function: DNA-binding transcription factor activity, RNA polymerase II-specific; RNA polymerase II cis-regulatory region sequence-specific DNA binding. The transcript is spliced from 12 exons. The coding region runs from base 732 to 2432 and encodes 566 amino acids. Lineage: Eukaryota; Metazoa; Chordata; Lepidosauria; Squamata; Varanidae. The record is from RefSeq and is a predicted model, not a curated record. Gene Ontology annotation, cellular component: nucleus. Gene Ontology annotation, biological process: regulation of transcription by RNA polymerase II.